UCAAAUUAAAAUAAUAAUAAAUACUUAUAGUAUUUUUAUAAAUUUUAACUUCAUUCGUUAGAGAUUGCUAAUAAGUGUCAAAGUCUUCUUUAAUCUGUGGCUCAGGCUCACUGUCAUUGUCACUCAGUUUGUCAUUUUUUUAAAGUACUUUUUGAUAUUGUGACUAUGUUUUAGUUUUAGUUUGAAAUUAUAAAUAUUAUUUUUGUUCUGUUUAUACAUUUCAUUUAUUUUUUAACCAUGCUAGGCCUAUUUAUGUACAUAUUUGAAGUGAAAAAAGAACUAUUAGUGGGUUUUUCUAUAACUGUAAUAUAUAUAACCUAUUAUCUUAUUGAGGCAGUCAAGAAACCAAUACUGAUAUGUCGUAAAGGGGAUUUUCGUCAGUUUCUGGAGGAAAAUGUGCCGCUGCUAGAUGAACACUACUGGCCGACGCCGUGGUGCGUGGAGUCGCACCUGCAGACCGUGCUCGGGUCCAUACUGCGCUCGCACCUGUUGCCGCCGCAGCGCUACCGCCGGGAGGUGCUGCAGCUGUCGGACGGCGGGCAGGUGGCGCUGGACUGGGCCGAGCCGGGCGCGGAGGACGCGGAGGACGCGGGCGGCGCGGCGCCCGUGCUGCUGGUGCUGCCCGGGCUGACGGGCGGCGCGCACGCCGACUACGUGCGCUGCCUCGCCGCCGCCGCGGCCGCGCUGGGCGCGCGCUGCGUCGUGUUCAACAACCGCGGGCUCGGCGGCCUGCCCAUCACCACGCCGCGCCUGUACUGCGCGCUGAGCCACGCCGACCUGGCCGAGGUGGUGCGGGCGCUGCGCGCGCGGCCCGAGUGCGGCGCGCUGCUGGCGGUGGGCGUGUCGCUGGGCGGGCUCAUCCUGGGCCACUACCUGGCCGAGCAGGGCGAGCACGCCGGCGUGCAGGCGGCGCUGGUGGUGUCGUCGCCGCUGGACGUGGUGCGCGGCGCGGAGUGCAUGCAGCGGCCGCCGGCGGCGCUGCUGUCCUACCACAUGGCCCGCAGCCUGCGGCGCACGGUGGCGGCGCACGCGGCGCUGCGCGCGGCGGCGCUCGACUGGGACGCCGUGCAGCGCUGCCGCUCCGUGCGCGAGUUCGACGCCGCCUUCACCACUAAGCACUUCGGCUUCGGCUCCGUCGACGCCUACUACCGCGCCGCCUCGCUCAGCGACAAGCUGCACCGCGUGCGGGUGCCGCUGCUGUGUCUUUGCGCGGCUGACGACCCCUUCCAGCCGCUGCAUGUGAUGCCGGCGGCGCAGGCGGCGGCGAGCGCGCGCGUGGCGCUGGCCGUGACGGCGCGCGGCGGCCACAUCGGCUUCCUGGAGGGCUGGUGGCCCGCCGGCCCGCCGCGCGCGCAGUACAUCGCGCGCCUCGCGCACCAGUACUUCGCCGCGCUGCUGCGCCGCCGCGACCUGCUGCACCGCCCGCCGCCACCCGCGCCCGCGCCCGCGCCCACAGCCUGACCCGCCACCUGUACGCUCUCUCCGUCGCACCCGUCCUUGUUACUUUACGCUACAAUCAAGGCGGCCGUCCGCAGCUCGUCGUGGACCCCCCUCGCCGUGACGACGCGACCGGUGCUCGUCACACUCGUAGCUCCACAAAAACGCUACUCGUCACAGGCGCAUACCGUUGCUCAUCUUUCCACGACUGCGAGUGGGUAUCAGAUAUCUCGCCUUUUUCCAUUCCUCGGGGUCAGGUUUCCUUAACAUGCGGCGCCGUCUAUUCCUGUUACCUGCAUCCUUCUCCACAAGAUUCAAUCGUUUCAUAUUCCUGUGAACCGUUGCUAACCGUGUCGCUUGACGUCUUCCCCUUUCCCUUUUCUUUGUAUUCAUUCAUGAAAAGACACUUUUCCAGGGCACGGUCGUCACUUCGCAGAACGCGAAGUGACGCCAAAUUCAUUUCAAGUAAAUAUUUCUUUCGCGAUAGUAAAAAAAAUAUAAUUAUCGCUAUAGUGACCGAGUGCGUAAUUUGACAACAGUGGCGAGCUGCGGCUGUAACAGUCUGGGUAUAUGACGAGCUGUGUACAGUGGCCUGCCGCGUGUUCAGUUCUUGAUCCAUUUAUUCAUCACAAUGUACAUGUUACCAUUGACACGUGGCAUUAUUAAUUAUUUAAUAACUUUAUAUGUGGCAUUUUACACGGCGAGGAUAAAGACGUCUCAUUUUUAAUGUAAAAUAAUCAGCGGCCUCUGUUGGAGCCGACUUAGUAUUAAACGCUUUGAGCAUAAGUAUUUGGUAAGAGUGCAUGCGAGGUGCGACGGCGGUCUCUGUGAGAGCGCGCGGCGUCUCGUCGCUCGAAUUGUUUGCACACUUAAUGCAUUUUUUUUAUACAAUUAUAUAAUAAGUGGUGUUCUACAUUUCGAAUGAUUUAUAAUUUUAAUAGUAUCUAUCUAUGAAUUAAUGAUCUCGCUGUCGCUGAAACUAACGAGCUCUGUUGAUCACCUGAAAUCAGGUACAAGUAAUGAACGCUUUAAGAAAUUAUUAUUGUUUGAAAUUGUUUUGUCUACUUAUAUACAUCUGUGAUGUGACAUAUAGUUCAAUUUAGUCCAAAACAUGUCCAAGUCGCGCGAGUGCCACGCUCUACAGCUGAAUAUGUACUUGGUACGUGGUUGCACAGUGAGCACGGCCGCCUACCGGGGCUCGCUCCUGAAUCAGCCGAAGACGCGCCAGUGUGAAUAGUAUCUAUAAAUAUCUCAUUAUAAUAAUUGGAGGUUCGUUUUCGAUUGUAUGAAAAAUGUGGAUUGUGAUGGUAAAGGCUGCCUGUGCGAGGCCUGCGCCCCGGCCGGGAAGGCCGUCGCUCGGCUGUGGGACCUGACUGUUGUUGUAAUUUUAUAUACAUAUAUGUUGUCGAAACCAAUAGUACGAUAUUGUUAUUGUAUACAGUGACGCGCGCUGUACUGCUGCCAUGCACGCUACGACCGGUAGUAGUGCAGGGUGCGGAUAUCGGAGGAAUUCAUGUGUUAACAACGUGCACGCCUGCAUUUCCAGCAUUUUGAUUGGUGUAUACUCCCUGUGUUGUGCAGACAGCGCCGGCCUACACAGCCGGUGCUGGUCCGUAGCGUUGUAUCGUCCUGCGGGUACCUGGGACACGUGUCCCCAUUGUCAAAGUAGACGAAACCUUUUGAUUUCGUGCUUUUCUCGUCUUGUAUAAUAAAGAAUAUUGAUUUAGUUUCGUUGCUACAGCGAACUUGCGAAUGCAAAUAAUAUGGAGUAUCUCCUUAAUUUUACACGAGUGACGUUAUUAACGCAUGCCUUACCUCCUCCGGUAUUUCCAAUGAAAAUUUCACUAGUUAAAUUAUAAUUGAAUAAUGAAUUUGUAAAGUUUAUACGACUUGUUUGCACUGUAAACGUUUGCAGUACGGUAGAGUCCCCCCGCGAGGGGCAGCAGCCGCCGCGCCGGGACAAGCGAAACACUAGUGUAUUUAGUAUGAGUUUGUUGAACGACGUUGAGUAUUCUUCGCCUUUUUCAAUAACUUUUCUUAAAUAUAAGGCCUAAUUCGUGGUUAAAGAAGUAUCUAUAGAUAAAUUUAAACGAGAACUUGGAAAAAGGCAAUGCGAGUAAUAAUUUAGAUGGUGCUUGCAAUCAAUACAUUUAACAUAUCAUCGAUAUGUACGUAUACUAUCUAAAUCGCUCUUAGUCAUUCAACGGUCGACUCGUGCAUGACUAAUCCGACUAUAAAAUGUACGAUAAUUGAAGUUAUUAAAAACUGGCAUUUUUUUUUUUUUUUUACAACACAGGGGGCAAACGAGCAUGCGGCUCACCUGAUGGUAAGUGACUACCGCCGCCCAUGAUCACCCACAACACCUACGGCAUUGCAGGUGUGCUGCCGGCCUUUUAAAAAGGAAUAUGCUCUUUUCUUGAAGGUUAUGUUGUCGUAUCGGUUCGGAAAUACUGCUGCUGGAAGUUGAUUCCAAAGAGUGGUUGUGCGUGGGAGAAAGUGCCUUGAAAAACGCACGGUGGAGGACCGCCACUUGUCCAGAUGGUUGGGAUGAAAUUUUAGUUUAUGGCGGGUUGUACGAUGGUGAAAAUCUGCAGCAGGUAUCAAUCCGAACAAUUCUUCAGAGCACUCCCCAUGAUAAAUUCGGUAGAAAAUGCACAGAGAUGCAACAUCUCUACGCAGUUCCAGUGGGUGGAGCCGGACAGUAAGACGCCGAUCGUCAACAAUUCGAGCUGCCCGACUUUGAAUGCGGUCUAACGGAAGGAGUUGGUACUGUGGCGCUCCUGCCCACAGGUGAGAACAGUAUUCCAUGUGUGGCCUCACUUGAGCUUUAUAUAGUUUCAGGCGGUUUUCUGGCGUGAAAUACCGUCUCACCCUAUUGAGCACCCCCAACUUUUUGGAAGCUAUCUUAGCUUUUUCCUCCAGAUGACCGCAAAACUGGACGUCGCUAGAUAUAUCGACGCCAAGAAUCCCCAGACUCGACUUAUUAUCGAGGGAAGUGCCCCGAAAGUAAGGAGAUACGACAAACGGUGUCUUUUUUGCGGUGAACGCGCAGACUUGUGUCUUCUUAGGGUUAAAGUGAACAAGAUUGCGUUCACCCCAGAUCGAAACUUUGUCGAGCGAAGUUUCGAUUUCAGACACAAGUCUGUUCCGGAGCUCAUCGGUAUGUGCCCGCGAGAUCUUUGCAUGACCGGUGUAUAAUGCAUCUCCUGUACUGUCGUCUGCAUAACAAUGAAUAUCACUGAUCUGUAACAUAUCAUUGAUAUGCAGAAGAAACAGUGUCGGAGAUAGUACACAGCCUUGCGGGACACCAGCAUUCACAGGUUUGAAGUCAGAGCAUGCUCCGUCGACUACGACCUUAAUGCUACGUUCCUUAAGAAAACUGGCGACCCAACUGCACAAUCUCGCAGGCAACCCAAACGAAGGUAGUUUUGAGAUUAGUGCCCUAUGCCACACCCGAUCAAAGGCUUUCGCAAUAUCCAGACUAACAGCUAAGGCCUCUCCCUUAUUCUCGAUUGCCACCGCCCAUCGGUGUGUUAAAUAAACUAAAAGAUCACCAGCCGAGCGCCCCCGUCGAAAGCCGUACUGGCGAUCUGAGAUCAGCUGGCGAUCCUCUAGGUACCGGAGCAGUUGAUGGUUAACAACUGAUUCCAUGACUUUCGAGAAUAAGGAGGUGAUAGCUAUGGGCCUAUAGUUAGCUGGAUCUGAGCGGUCUCCUUUUUUAGGGAUCGGAUGCACCAAAGCAGUCUUCCAAAACUUUGGGACUAUACCUGAUGAGUAACAGAGCCGAAAAAGACGCGUAAGAACCGGAGCCAACUCUGGUGCGCACGUCCUAAGCACAAUUGGAGGAAUGCCAUCGGGCCCACUCGACUUAUGGAUUUCAAGGGAGAGAAGUGCUCUACGCACUGAUCUUUGCGUGAAUUUAACAUCCGGCAUAGAGCUCUUACAACGCGGGAUGGUCGGCGGUGGUUUCUCCCCGUCAUCCAACGUCGAGUUCGAUGCAAAGAGAGAUCCAAGGAGAUCAGCCUUCUCUUUGGCGUUCAGAGCCAAUGAGUUAUCCUCCCUGCGCAAUGGUGGAAAAGAUGACUGACAGAAAUUCCCUUGUGCAGCUUUGGCAAGAGACCAGAAAGCUCGAGACCCCGAAGGUAAACUAGCUAAUCUCUUGCCAAUUCUACCAAUAUGCUCUGACUUCGCUGUGGCCAAAACUCUUUUGAAGGACCUAGAGGCAAAGUUAUACUUCUUUUUAAGGGCACUGAUGUUAGGAUCUCGCGACGCCACACCUUUGGCCCAGGCUAGGAAGCACUCCUGUUUCAGGCGAGAUGCUAUUCUACAAGAGGCUCCAUACCAGGGCUGGGAUUUCCCACCGACAGGUACCACAGAGUUAGGAAUAAAUAAUUCCAUUCCCUGAAGCACCACAUCGGCGAUGGAAUUGGCGAUGGCGUCGGGGUCCCUUAGUGCGAAGCAAACCUGCCUCCAUGGGUAAGAUGCUAAAAAAAUCCGCAUCUCAUCCCAGUCUGCCGACCUAUAGUGCCAAACACGACGUCUACCCGUGGAACGUGGUGGAAUCGGACUCAUGAGAGGCACCUCGCUCCGCACCAGACAGUGAUCCGACGAUCCAAGCGGAGCUUCGACGGAAAUCACAUAGUUGUCUGGGUGGGUGGUCAGCAGAAGGUCCAACAGUGAAGGUGAAUGGUCCAACACAUCAGGUAUUCGCGUAGGCGAGGAAACAAGCUGCGUCAGACCAUAAGCCAAAGCAAAGUCAUGAACAGAUCUUCCCGCAUAGUCGGUUGUACGUGAACCAAGCCAUUCGGUAUGGUGGGCAUUAAAAUCGCCAAGAAUCACGACUUCAGCGGAAGGAAUCUGUUCGAGCAGGGAAUCUGUAGUCAUUUGGACGUGCUCAAUGAGUUGGUCGGUUUCGAUGUUACCGCUGUGGGACCUGUAUAGGCAUGCAUAGACGCGAGGAUGGUCAUUGCAGUCUACGCGCAGCCAUAAAAUAGACAGGUCCGCACCUUCAAGAAUUCCAAGGCGGCGACAGCAGAUAUCCUCUCUGACAUACGCGCAUACACCGGCACGCGAAACAAAACAAUGUUCAAGUUUAUAUCCCGGGUACGUUAGGUAUGAAGUUUCGUUUGGAGAGGAUAUCUGUGUCUCCGUUAGAAAGAGCAAUGCCGGCCGCGCCGUUUCUAGGUGGUGGUGAACAGCGUUUAAGUUAGAAUGUAAUCCCCUGAUAUUGCAGAAGCUCACAUUGAGCGAAGGGGAUGCCGUAGAAAUCUUGCUUCGUUUGCCCUUGGUUCCAAAGAGCGGAAUUUUGCCCCCCCCAGAAUACGCAGGGCAGCCCGAGCGUGGUUGCUCGAGAGAGGAUUCUCCAGCAACAUGGUUACUGGUACCUCCCUGGGGUAUGUUAUUUUUUUUUAAUUCCACUGCCAUGGUUGCGUGUUGUAAGAUAGGGGGACGGGGUUGGGGAAAGGAUUUUAGGAAUAGGAAAGGCAUGUAUUAGAAUGUAUGGAUGUGUACUAUAUAGGUAACCCGAUAUUCGAUGCGAUGAUACUCGGUUUACUGUCAAGUUGGCCUUUACCAGUGAAGUGAGUAAUUAUCCUGGAGGAGGGCAUUAUUGAAGGCGUGACCACGCCAGUGGUUGCAGUGACGCUGCACAACUCGUCGCCGAGUUACACUCGCCGACGUCGAUUUUACAUUUGUGACACUACAAGCUGUUUCCAUGUUUGUUUAUAUUUAACAUGUAUUAAAAAGUAUUGUUGUUAAAAAGUGUCUUAUGUUUUUGUUUGACAUAUAUUUAUAUAUAAUUAUAUGUACGUUGUUGUAGAUGUCAUCUGUUUAUAAUUUGUUGUAUUAAUAAUAUGUUAACAAUAUUGUAAUUCUAUUGUGUUGUACGAAUUAUCGAAUGUUACUGUUAUGAUUAUUUUAUAAUGCCGUCGCGGUUAUCGUUGCUAGUUCGUAGUUGGACGUUGGAUACAGUUUACGCCACCUCAUAUACAUACUUAGGUAUGUACACAUAUUCAAAAGUUAUACGAUUUUUAAAACGACACCAUCGUGUGCGUUACAUCUCGCGAACAGCUGGCAGUGAUAAGGUCGUGACGUAAUAUUAUCACUAAGUAUAAAUACCUAGAUAGUUAGUUGAUAAUUUUGAGUGUACAAAAUGUAGGCAUUACGCUUGUAGCGUAGCGCACAUUUUGCACACCAAACAGUACAGAUAAUUCUGUUUUGUGCCUACAAAUAAAAAAGUAAAAUAUUGAUUGUUAUGGUUAUUCUAUCAAACGAUGGUGGGGGAGUCGCGAGAAUAGUGCCGGGUAUGUAAUUUAAAAAAUAUACGCACCCGGCCUGCAGGUAGUGUGAUGUAUGUAUUUAGGUACCAGAUUUGUACCUGUUCACAUGCGUCAUAUGUACGCCGGUUACUGUACGCCCAAUAUCAAUGUAAAGUGUACAGCGCUCGCACCCACGGCACCACGCCACCACGCCACCACGCCACCACGGCACCACGCCACCACGACAGUUCGAUAGAAUAACUGAUACACAUUUUAUUUAGUAUUAGAUUAAGAUGCCAGGCAUUUGCGUGUGAUAAUAGUUAGUAUUUAGCACAAAUGUUGUGUGUGUGUGUGUGUGUGUGUGCGCGUAGGAUUACACGAUACGCUUUUAUAUGAUUUCUAUGAUUGCACACUCGGGAUAAGAGUUUUGUAUCUCGAUUUAUAUGGGCCUUAGUAGAUUCAGUAGCACUGGUGUGAGACACACUGGCUGUCUGACACGUGAUUGGUGUCUCGUACAUAUUAUUCAUUAUAUAAAAUUUACAGAGUAAUUUUAAAUUAGUAAUUACGACGCGACAUCGAUAAAUCGAAUAUGAUCGCUUGUACUAGAAAACAAACUUUGAUGCGUAGUACAAGAUUGAAAGUAAACUCAGUUGGAGACGUGUCCUGUUCUCGAUUGAAGUUUAAUAUGAGACGACAUGAACCGGUCUAAUUUAGAGGUGCUAUUGUGAGGGCCACCCUUCUGCCUUCCUGUAUGUAUUAAAAAAAAUCGCUUUCUAAUUGCUUACUUGCCGAAUACGAACAUGAGUGAACGGGCAAAGCUCGCCCACGCGAAUAUAGUCGUAUCAGGGCCGUGCUGUCGAUCAGAGGAUUGUACUGUCUCACAUCAGUGGCUAGCUGGGCACGUGACUAGUGCGUGCAUGUCACAUGUAAUUAUAAUAUACAAUUGUAACACGCGGAGUGCGCUCGUUGGGUGCGGUGGCGUGCGGUCGCGUGUGCCCACGUGUGGCUGCGUGUGCCCACGUGUGGCCGCGUGUGCCCACGUGUGGCCGCGUGUGCCCACGUGUGGCCGCGUGUGCCCACGUGUGGCCGCGUGUGCCCACGUGUGGCCGCGUGAGCCCACGUGUGGCCGCGUGUGCUCACGUGUGGCCGCGUGUGCCCACGUGUGGCCGCGUGUGCCCACGUGUGGCCGCGUGUGCCCACGUGUGGCCGCGUGUGCCCACGUGUGGCUGCGUGUGCCCACGUGCGGCCGCGUGUGCUGCCUCACACAACUGCAAUCUCCGCGUCCAAGUGCCUCAAAUAUGUUGAACGGUUAUAUGCUAUAGAUUAUUUACUAAGUAUAUUAUCAUAUACAUUCCGGCUCGCCGCGCACAAGCGCCGGACACUCGUUGUGAAGCUAUUGCUAUUGCUCCGGCCGUGGGUGAGCACGGCGGUUGUUUCUAAUGAGCAGAUUUAAUGAGAAACCCCUAGGUGUAUACUUAACACAAACAUGUGCAAUAUGCUUGAAUUUCUGGAGUUGGUUCACAGUAAAUUUACGCGGACGUAGUCCAUUCAUGUCCAUUACGUGACUACUACAGAGACCCAACUGUUAAAUAUGAACUUAUGAAGCGUUCAAGCAGUACACGAUGCCCUUUUUUUUGUUAGUCUAAUAAAUAUAGGUAGGUACAUAGUACGGAUUCCGUUUGAUGGCAUUUUUUUAUGGAUGAUAAUGAAAUGGUAAUCCCGCCUGCGCUAUCGGUUUAUACCGGCAGGGCACCAGUAAUAAAUGACAGGUGAGGAUGAAACUGGUCAGUUAGUCCAUCGUGACAAAUUCCACAAGAAUUGUUCACGAUGGUUUCCAGGGGGAACCACGUGUAUAUUGUUAACAAUUGGGCGUUUAGACCCCCUUAUUAACAACCCCUUCCCCCUGCGUGAUGGCAUUGUAUUGGCCGCGGUGUGUAUUAUGUAUUAUUUGUGUACCUAUAUCAUUGGCCUGUUUAAGAUAAUUUAUCAAGGGAGUAUGUCUUUAAUAAAAGGCGCACAUGUACUCCUAGAUACGUCUCUGCCCAUAGCUGAGAGCGCUGCUCCUGAUCCUGGGUGGGCUCGGUGCACCUGCCUCCCUUUAAAUAUGCUUACGAUGUACGUGUCGGUAGCCUUCCUCUUACCUGCGCCACCACUCCUUUCAUCUUCAAAAUGUAAACAAUAUACAAGGUCAAAAAGAAAGAAUAUUUUUCUCCAGAGAAUAACUAGUGGCCUUAGUGGGACAUUAACCGAGUUAUUAUGGUACGAAAGUGCCCGGGCUCUCUGGCGGUGGUGGUGGUACAGCCCUACGGGUUUCUCACUACAUCUGAACGUUCAUUCCAUUUCACCAGAUAUGCGCAUGAUCUGGCUCAAAGCAGGUGACCGGAUGACGUUUACUGACGCGUUGCAACGAAUCGCUCCUCACUCAUAUCCGAUCAGUAUAUUGCGUGUCAUUAGUGAUAUUGUAACUUAACGAAAUCGCACCAACAAUAGAACGGCGCUAGAUUGAAUACGCUUUUAAAUUAAGCACUAAAUAUUGUCUAUAGACAAGCCAGAUUCACUUACGCGUAUUUCCUUCGAGAAUAUUCGUCUAGUUUUGAGAUUAUCGCGCACCCGUUAUUAUGAGCUUUAAUAUGUAAAGUCAUUUAGUUUUUUCUUACAGUUAAAAUAUAAAUAUUACCUAUGUAUGGUUAUCUACAUAUAUACAGACUACAGAACAAAGUUUUUAAUAUAUACAUAUAUGCAAACGUAUUUAGUUAAUAUUACUCUCCCUGAGCUACAUAUAUUGAUUAUGUUAAAUUCUUUUUCUGUUAUAUGUUGUAGCACUCCAGCUGCCCGCUAACAACAUGCUUUCUAACUGCAUUGGGUUGACUGGAAGAGAUCUCUGUCAGAGAUAAGUCCACCCUUGCUCACAAUAUUUAUAAAUGCAUUAACAAUGUAAUUUACAAGUGCAAUAAAGAAUAUAAUAUGUAUGGAGGUAAUUAAACGUUUGUUUGUGACACACCUGGAACACUUACACGAGGUAGCGCCCUGUGUCCCGGCCACUCUUGAUUAGAUUUUCUAUAAGGUGAACUAUUUAAAGUGUGAAGUCACAUACAAAUCAGCAGCGAUGGUCUCAAGCGUAGCUUACAUUAAUGUAUUCUUUCAGUGGCGCCACCUAUUGUAAAUGUUCUAACGCUACUCGACAUCAAAGUGCAGUACUGAGUUUGGUCAAUCACCAUUAGAAUGUAUCCAUUAAAACUUUCACAUUAGACAGUCAGAAGUGAAAGCAAAGGUUUGUUUGUGAUGUUGGGUAACACUGCACAUAUCAGGAUAAGAGGUUGGCUUGGAAUUUGAUAUCACUUAGGUACCUAUGAUUGUAAAUGGCACAAUAGUUUACAGAAAAGUAAGAGCUUUAUUUGAUUGAUUAAAUCCCAAAUAAACGCGAACCAAAUAAUACACAA
Molecule: messenger RNA, 11134 nt
Organism: Galleria mellonella (greater wax moth)
Lineage: Eukaryota; Metazoa; Arthropoda; Insecta; Lepidoptera; Pyralidae
Gene: Hydr1
Product: phospholipase ABHD3
Exons: 4
Coding region: 238-1461 (407 amino acids)
Biological process (GO): medium-chain fatty acid biosynthetic process; medium-chain fatty acid catabolic process
Molecular function (GO): acetylesterase activity; monoacylglycerol lipase activity
Source: RefSeq, a predicted model, not a curated record